CUGUGGUGUGCAGCUGGAGUCAAUCUUAUGGGAUGGAGACCUUUGGAGCAGGAGCCUGGGAAUGGGCAGAAACUGGAUCCCGGACAUGAUCCCCUCACCUGUGACAGGGAAGUGGAAGGCGAGAACAACAAAAGUAACCACACAUCUCCGGAAAAGAAAAAGGCAAAAGAGCUCCAUGAAAUGGAUGCCACAUCCAGUCGUGUCUGGAUCCUCACUAGUACGCUGUCAACAAGUAAAGUUGUAAUUAUUGAUGCCAAUCAGCCUGGCACAGUGGUGGACCAGUUCACUGUCUGUAAUGCUCAUGUGCUCUGCAUCUCCAGCAUCCCUGCGGCCAGUGAGAGUGAUUAUCCUCCAGGCGAGAUCUUUCUGGAGGGAGAUGUAAAUCCUGAAGAGUCAUCUGGAACAGAUGGUGUCUUGGCAGGAAUCACUCUGGUGGGCUGUGCGACCCGCUGCAAUGUGCCACGAAGCAACUGUUCGUCACGUGGCGACACACCUGUGCUGGACAAGGGACAGAGUGAGGUGGCUGCUGUCUGCAAUGGGAAGAUCAACCAGUCCCAGUCUACUGAGGAGGCAACAGAAGCUACAGAGGUACCAGAGAAUGGUACAAGCGAGGCAGAGCCUGCUCAGGCCCAGCCUGGGCCCCUCACCGAGCACGUGUUUACAGAUCCAGUCCCUGCACAGGCAUCUCUUAGGCAGAACGGGGAGAGUGGGCAGCUGAAGACGGAGUCAAGCACAACACUGCCAGAUCAGGAGUUGAAUGGGGAUGCUGCUGGGACUUGCACCAGUGCUGCCCCCACCAUGUGGCUGGGAGCACAGAAUGGCUGGCUUUAUGUGCACUCGGCUGUAUACAACUGGAAGAAGUGUCUGCACUCGAUAAAGCUGAAGGACUCUGUACUGAGUCUAGUGCAUGUGAAAGGGAGGGUUCUUGUUGCGCUGGCAGAUGGAACACUAGCCAUAUUCCACCGUGGUGAAGAUGGUCAGUGGGAUCUCAGCAAUUACCACCUAAUGGACCUCGGUCACACGCACCAUUCCAUCCGAUGCAUGGCUGUUGUGUAUGAUAGGGUCUGGUGUGGCUACAAGAACAAAAUCCAUGUUAUCCAGCCUAAGACAAUGCAGAUUGAGAAAUCCUUUGAUGCCCACCCUCGGCGGGAGAGUCAGGUGCGACAGCUGGCAUGGAUUGGAGAUGGGGUAUGGGUUUCUAUCCGCCUGGACUCCACUCUGAGGCUUUACCAUGCCCACAGCCAUCAACAUCUGCAAGACGUCGACAUUGAGCCUUACGUCAGCAAAAUGCUAGGCACUGGAAAGCUGGGCUUCUCAUUCGUGCGGAUUACAGCCCUGCUCAUUGCUGGCAAUCGCCUCUGGGUGGGGACAGGGAACGGUGUCGUCAUCUCCAUUCCACUGACUGAAACUGUAGUCCUCCACCGAGGUCAACUCCUUGGGCUCCGGGCCAACAAGACCUCACCCACCUCAGGAGAGGGCAACCGCUCUGGCGGUGUCAUCCACGUGUACGGUGAUGACAACAGUGACAAAUCGGCCAGCAGUUUCAUUCCCUACUGCUCCAUGGCUCAGGCACAGCUCUGUUUCCAUGGCCACCGUGACGCUGUCAAGUUCUUCGUCUCUGUGCCUGGCAACGUGCUAGCAACCCUGAAUGGGAGUGUGUUGGACAGCCCGUCGGAGAACCCCAGCACAGCGGCCACAGAGACCGAGGGGCAGAAGUUGAAGAACGUCCUGGUGCUGAGUGGAGGAGAAGGGUACAUCGAUUUCCGGAUUGGGGAUGGAGAAGAUGAUGAAACAGAUGAGAAUGCGGGAGACGCCACCCAAGCGAAGCCAGUACUUUCCAAGGCUGAGAGGAGCCACAUAAUUGUGUGGCAGGUAUCAUAUAUCCCUGAGUGAGAAUUUCUCCUUUCCCACAAAUGUAAGUGUCCCUCUUCCCGCCUGAAUGCCAAGAUGUACAUACAGAACACCUGCAUUAUACCUACUCCUGGAAACCAACCCCAGACAACUGCAACGGCUCCUGCCUUGGACUGUGACCCCCUUCUAACCUCUGAACUUGCAGCUUUCAUCUUGGGCCCGUGCGCUUUCUGCGUGGUUGGAUUAUUGUUCUGCUCUGGAGAUGGCAUCUACAAGGAGAGAAAUGGCAGUGCAUUGAAGAAGUGAAGCUUGGAGCUAGAGCUGUGCAAGGCCUUUGCCCAGCCCUUGGGAGCUGGCAGCUGGAUGGGUGGUUGCUCAGGUUCUCUGGCAGGUCACCUC
Molecule: messenger RNA, 2250 nt
Organism: Eurypyga helias (sunbittern)
Lineage: Eukaryota; Metazoa; Chordata; Aves; Eurypygiformes; Eurypygidae
Product: C-Jun-amino-terminal kinase-interacting protein 3-like
Exons: 14
Biological process (GO): vesicle-mediated transport
Cellular component (GO): cytoplasm
Molecular function (GO): JUN kinase binding; kinesin binding; MAP kinase scaffold activity
Source: RefSeq, a predicted model, not a curated record